This is a messenger RNA of Mollisia scopiformis, 675 nucleotides long. RefSeq lists its product as uncharacterized. Lineage: Eukaryota; Fungi; Ascomycota; Leotiomycetes; Helotiales; Mollisiaceae. The transcript has a single exon. The coding region runs from base 212 to 577 and encodes 121 amino acids. The record is from RefSeq and is a predicted model, not a curated record.
GCCCAACUUCGAUAGAGAGGGUCGUGAGAUCAAGGGCGUUGGUUACUGGCUGGGACUUGUGUUCUCCCUUGGAGGUGAGAGUCUAAAGGGUGCUAUUUUUCGAUGGGCUUUUGUUGCUUUGAUUGCGGUAGGUGCUAAGCGAUGGCAGGGAAAUAAUGGUUUGCCUUCUUGGUUGCGAUGAUUGCUGCAUAGUGCGGCCUUGUUGGAUUAUAUGUUGUCAGGGAAGGGAAGUUUGCAAAAAGAGACUAUGUAUUCUAAACACAAUGGCCACUGCCUGUUCGACUCAAAUGGCAAUCAAAGGUAUCAGAAACGAGUUGUCAUCUUGUGCUUAUCUUCUAAUCAGGCCUGUUUGUGUUUGUUGCACAUCGCAUUUCUUAUCGAUAUCCUCGGAGUUGUCAUCUUGAUAACAGCACCACAUUUCUUCUUCACCAAUUUGGCUUUCGUGCGCCUCGCUGCGUCUCAAUAUAGGCUCGCUUUCCGCUCCUCGGAGAAAGUUCUUGAAGUCGUCGGCAAAUAUGGUAAGAGAUUAAACAGCACGAGUAUGAAGUCAGCACUCAAGAAUGUAGCGCUGCAUUAGCUCAGAGAGAUUCGUGUCAUCUGGCGAAUAUCUGAACAUCCACUUCUCUUCAUAGAAUCACAACGGGAAGAAGGUCAUGUCAUGCACCAUACACUAGA